Molecule: messenger RNA, 2154 nt
Organism: Penicillium paradoxum
Lineage: Eukaryota; Fungi; Ascomycota; Eurotiomycetes; Eurotiales; Aspergillaceae
Product: protein kinase domain-containing protein
Exons: 2
Coding region: 1-2154 (717 amino acids)
Biological process (GO): protein phosphorylation
Molecular function (GO): protein kinase activity; ATP binding
Source: RefSeq, a predicted model, not a curated record
AUGUCUCAUUCCCAUGAGCAUACCUCCCUAUGGUGGCCUGAAGAGCGCAUAAAGUCCACCCUCAAUGCAAGUUAUAUCAUCAGUCGUCUACGACCAGAGAAUGUCCCGCGCCUUUUCGAAUUGCCCGACUGGGGCGAAGGCCUAACCAGUGGAACAUAUAUGGAAUGGAUCCUGACCAAAGCCGGCCGCGUCUUUCUCAUUCUCGACUCUAUCGGGAUCCCCGAUCGGAUUUUCGCGUUAGUCGAUGAAUCGUGCGACGAUGACGAUCUACCCAUCGCCGAGCACAGUAUUGAUCUCCUAUACCUCUCUCCCGAUGGUGAGGACAUUGACCUCGAUACCCGGUUCUUCCAUGCACAAUGGCGGUUUCUAGUCCGUGGCAUUGCCGAGGGAGAACAUGUCGUCUAUACCGAGAACGAGGGCGUCCCCGUUGAGGCUGUGCGCACCCAUACCAGCAGCGAAUUCCACGGUCGUGAUGACACCGUCGACAAGGUGAUCCUCGCCGGCUCGGUCUGCAAGGUCUACAUGCGAACCCAAGUGCAGGUCGGCGGCGCACCGCAUUUCUUCUCGGCUGGCGAGGUCCUCGCUGAAAUCCGCGAUCUGAAAAAGCUGUCACACGAACAUGUUAUCUCCGUAUACGCCUCAUAUCUCAAAGAAGAUAGCGUAUCGGUGCUAUUCACCGGCACAACAGCAGACCGAAACCUGCACAGCUUCCUAACAGACCAGCCAAUGUCCUUCAAACGACUCGCCAAAGAACACCGCCUUCAGAUCUUGAUCACCUGGCCACACUGUCUCGCAUCUGCAGUCUCCUGGCUACACGCUCGUGGUCACUCCCACGGCGCAAUCCGUCCGUCCAAUAUCUUGAUCGACGCAAACUUCCACAUACGUCUCGGCCAAUUCCAAGCCCUCGACUCGCUCCUGACUCCACCCCACGUCAACGAUCUCGAGGCAUACAAUUACUCAGCGCCAGAGCGCUGGACUCGUACCCCAGCAGCAUCAGCUCAAAGGCCCCAACACCCAGUGCAAACACUACUCCCCUCAGGCGGACGUACAAAGCGCAAACAAAGACCAGCCCGUAUAGCCCUGGCCCCAUUGAACGAAAGCCCACUUCCAUCUCCAGACCAUCCAAGGCCCGAUUCCGCAACUUCAAAGGGCACAGUAAUACGAAUCGGGCUACCAGGCUCACCAUCCCGGUUUUCACUCGCAUUCUCAUCCUCCUCCUCAUCAGGCGCAUCCUCCGCCUCUUCCAUCUACGCAACAAACCCAACCAUCCAUCCAAAGCAACACAUCUCCAAUCUCUGGCCCCGAAGCGCCAAACGAACCAUCCCACCCCCAUCAAUAAUCUCAACAUCCACAACCUCCUCUUCCGCAACCUCAAAUACCUCCAACACUUCAAGCUCAACAUCCUCCAACCCAGCAACGUCCCCUUCGUCCCUCUUUCCACCAUCCCCACACCACUUCAUAUCCACCCAAUCCCUAACCCCAAGCACCAGCCCUCCAGACAGCGCAAACACAACCCAACCCCCAAAUUCCCCCGCUGACGUCUUCUCCCUCGCAGCAAUAACCCUCGACAUCCUCACAACCCUCCACAAAAGAACCCUCACAUCCUUCAGCGCCCACCGCGCGGCCCGUAACCGCUCCGCCGGCCGCGGCGGCGGGAUAGCAGAUGCGUCCUUCCAUCUCGCGCGGAAUGCCGUGCAGGUGCAAUCGUGGAUUGCGCUGCUGGAGGGCGAUGCGAUGAAGCGGUGUCGGCGGGAUCGUCGGUCUGAUCGGGUGUUCUGGGUUGUGCCGCGGAUGUUGAUUGUUGUGCGGGCGAUGCUGGAUGGCGAGGGGCAGAGGAGGCCGGUUGCUAGGAAGGAUGGGGGAAUGGAGGAGAAAAAGGACAAGGAGAAGAAGGUGGGAGUUGGGGAGGGUGUUAGACAGAGAGCUGUGUCUGUUAUCUCGUUGGAGUCUGCUUCGGAGUUUGAUUUUGGAUUUUCGGAUGGCGCGAGUGGGAGUGAGAGUAUUGUUGAGGAUGAUGAUUAUGAUAAUGGCCAUGAAGGAAAGCAGAAAAAAGGUAAGGGGGCUUGGGAGGUUGAACAGGUUCCACCUGAGCUAUAUCUCCCAGGGUUGGAUAUGAACAUUACAGGGAUAGAAGGAUUGACGUUUAAUCAUUAG